AACCAACCUCCUCCUCCUCCACACUUCUCGUCUUUAACGCUGUUUCCCCAUUCCCGUUAUACCAGCGCAGCGUAUGCUUCUCCAACUCCAACCUCCUUCACGCCGUCAACGUUACUCUCACUCUUUCUAGGAUCUCUCUGAUCGAUAAACACGCUCUUCCCUUCCUUAUAAAAUAUUAUUAUGUCUCGCGUUGUCGCGGAUAAAUUCUCUACCAAUAAAGAUACGUCGCCGUUUUAUACUCAGGCUAUGGAGCUUCAUCACCUUUCCUCACGUGCCGAUAACGGCGCGUCUCCCUCUCUUGUCCAGAUGUUUAAUCGCGUUGGUGAUGUUCGGAGAGAAACUACUGGUGAUGGAAGUGAAACGCCGGUUCACCAAGUGCUUGAACUCGCUGAUACAAAUACGGAGGCGCCUAGGUCUAUUCCUUUCAUUCUCUCGUUCAAUAAUCUGACCUACAACGUCAAAGUCCGCCAGAAAAUUACGUUAUCGGGUAUACUCAAUCGGCGUCGCCACCAUCACCUUGGACCUGUCACCUCUGCGGAGCCAGCUGUUGGAGAAAGUAUAUUCACUACAACGAAGACUCUACUCAGUGACAUCUCCGGUGAGGCUCGCGACGGUGAGAUUUUAGCUGUGCUUGGAGCUAGUGGAUCGGGAAAAUCCACGCUUAUCGACGCAUUAGCGAACCGGAUAGCGAAGGGGAGACUGAAAGGGACAAUAAAAUUAAACGGCGAAGGUUUGGAGUCACGGAUGUUGAAAGUGAUAUCAGCUUACGUGAUGCAAGACGAUUUGCUGUACCCGAUGCUCACCGUCCAAGAAACGUUAAUGUUCUCCGCCGAAUUCCGGCUGCCGAGAAGUUUAUCAAAAUCGAAGAAGAAAAUGCGAGUCCAAACUCUCAUCGAUCAGUUAGGACUGCGAAACGCAGCUAAUACAGUCAUCGGAGACGAAGGCCACCGAGGGGUCUCUGGAGGAGAAAGACGCCGUGUUUCUAUUGGAAUAGAUAUAAUCCAUGAUCCGAUUUUACUGUUUUUAGAUGAACCGACGUCAGGUUUGGACUCUACCAGUGCGUUUAUGGUGGUGAAGGUUUUGCAGAGGAUAGCACAGACUGGGAGUAUAGUGAUCAUGUCCGUACACCAGCCGAGUUAUCGGAUUCUUGGUUUGCUUGAUCGGUUGAUAUUUCUGUCACGUGGCCAAACCGUUUACAGUGGACCUCCGAUGCAUCUGCCGUCGUUCUUCGCCGAUUUUGGUCAUCCGAUACCUGAAAACGAGAACCGGACAGAGUUUGCAUUGGACCUCAUUAGGGAACUUGAAGGGUCUCCAGGAGGAACUAAAAGCUUGGUGGAGUUCAGCAAAUCAUGGCAGAACAUGAAGCAUACUCCAAAUACUGAACCAGACCGCCAUGGAUUGUCGCUGAAAGAAGCAAUAAGCGCAAGCAUUUCAAAAGGGAAGUUGGUCUCCGGAGCUACGAACAAUGACGCAGCCUCAAAUUCAACAGUGCCCACAUUUGCCAACCCAAUUUGGAUUGAAAUGGCAGUUUUAUCGAAAAGAUCAGUGAUCAAUUCAAGAAGAAUGCCGGAAUUGUUUGGAACUCGAUUUGCUUCACUUUCGAUUACAGGGUUCAUUUUAGCUACCGUGUUUUGGCAUCUAGAUGAUUCACCAAGAGGGGUUAAAGAAAGACUAGGAUUUUUCGCAUUUGCCAUGUCCACCACAUUCUACACUUGUGCAGAUGCUCUUCCAGUUUUCCUCCAAGAAAGUUACAUUUUCAUGAGAGAAACUGCUUACAAUGCUUACAGAAGAUCCUCAUACGUGCUAUCUCAUGCGCUGGUUUCAUUACCUUCAUUGAUUUUCCUCUCAUUUUCCUUAGCUGCCAUUACAUUUUGGAGUGUGGGACUCGACGGAGGAUUCUCUGGUUUCUUGUUCUAUUUCUUAAUCAUCUUUGCCUCCUUCUGGGCUGGAAGCUCGUUCGUUACAUUUCUAUCCGGCGUCGUUCCUCAUGUUAUGCUCGGUUACAUUAUAGUUGUGGCAAUCUUAGCCUAUUUCCUUCUCUUCAGUGGCUUCUUCAUCAACCGUGAUAGAAUCCCACCUUAUUGGAUUUGGUUUCAUUACAUGUCUCUUGUGAAAUACCCCUACGAAGCAGUGUUGCAAAAUGAAUUUCAAGAUCCCACCAAGUGUUUUGUAAGAGGCGUUCAAGUUUUCGACAAUACUCCAUUUGGAUCAUUGCCCAGUUCAGUGAAAGAGAAAUUGCUUCAAACACUGAGCACUACAUUGGCGAUGAACAUAAGCAGCUCCACCUGCGUAACUACAGGAUCAGACAUACUGAAGCAAGAAGGGAUAACAGAUCUAAGCAAAUGGAAUUGCUUGUGGGUGACAGUGGCUUGGGGAUUCUUGUUCAGAAUUCUAUUUUACUUGGCUUUGUUGCUGGGAAGCAAGAACAAGAGAAGGUAAAUGAUAGUAUAAAUUGUGUAAUUUGGCUUUAGAAUUUGACCGUGGUGUAAAACUGUUGCAUAUAUCAGCAUAGUUUAUAAUAAUUUUUUUUUAUAUAUAUAACAUCACCUUCAUAUCUACGGCUCAACUUCUCUAUUUCUAAUUAAGAUAAUAAAGUGAUUAUAUAUUUCAU
Molecule: messenger RNA, 2611 nt
Organism: Manihot esculenta (cassava)
Lineage: Eukaryota; Viridiplantae; Streptophyta; Magnoliopsida; Malpighiales; Euphorbiaceae
Product: ABC transporter G family member 1
Exons: 2
Coding region: 181-2439 (752 amino acids)
Cellular component (GO): membrane
Molecular function (GO): ATP hydrolysis activity; ABC-type transporter activity; ATP binding
Source: RefSeq, a predicted model, not a curated record